This is a messenger RNA of Aspergillus homomorphus CBS 101889, 2438 nucleotides long. Its product is annotated as Zn(II)2Cys6 transcription factor. NCBI's taxonomy places the organism in Eukaryota, Fungi, Ascomycota, Eurotiomycetes, Eurotiales, Aspergillaceae. The transcript is spliced from 3 exons. Bases 8 to 2422 code for a protein of 804 amino acids. Gene Ontology annotation, biological process: regulation of DNA-templated transcription; DNA-templated transcription. Gene Ontology annotation, molecular function: DNA binding; DNA-binding transcription factor activity, RNA polymerase II-specific; zinc ion binding. The record is from RefSeq and is a predicted model, not a curated record.
CCACAACAUGGCCUCUUCACCGGUGACACUUGGGUCGGCGUCCGAGAACCACGCGAAUUUGUCGAUGGCUUCAUCUAAGCCGCGCAGCUGUCUGGUCUGUCGCCAGCGCAAAGUCCGCUGCGACAAGCAGUCACCCUGCUCCAACUGCCGUCGGGGUAAGAUCGCAUGCAUCUCGCCCUCAACCGCCGAUCGCCCCCCGAGAUGGGCUCGUCGUCUCGGACAACUUCCAUCCUUCAGCAAAGGUGAAGCAACCACGGUGCAAGAAAGCAGCAUGGAAGUCGGCCAAAUGAUGGAUAGAUUGCAAAGUCUGGAGAAUCUGGUUCACGAGCUAAAAGGCCAACUGAAACAGGUGCAUUCACUCGAAAGCGCGGAUGCGAAUAGCUUAGCUGGAGGCCAUUCGCCUGAAAGCUCGACUCGCGAGGACCAAGCGAGUCAACGCUCAUCAUCCAAAGCGGGCACCAACAAUAUCCAGACUCGGUUCGGCCGGCUGGUUCUGCAGGAUGACAGCCACUGCCGCUAUGUGAGCAGCGGCUUCUGGUCUCGUGUCGAUGACGAGAUGACUACUAGCAACUUGCUGCACGACGAUUCUGACAGCGCAGAAGACGAAGCAUGCACAAGCCAGCUAUCCUCGGUUUCGGAACAAGAACGGACGGCUGCAGAACGCCAUGCAUUUCUUUUCGGCCUGAAUCUGAAGUCUGGCACUCCCGACCUUCGUGAGCUGCAUCCGCUUCCAUCCCAGAUCCCCUUUAUGUUGGAAACAUUUGCGGAGAAUGUCAAUCAGUUCUUAGGGAUCGUUCAUAUGCCCACUGUCACCACGGUGGUCCGCGAAUGGCGUAGCAGUGGCAGGAAUGCCCUUACGCCCUCCAAUAAUGCCCUGCUGUUCGCAAUAUACUAUGCAACAAUAGCCUCGAUGGAAGACGAGGAUGUUAUGACCAACUUUGGCUCUUCCAAGAGUGAACUGAACCUGAAGUACCGGCUGGGGCUGGAACAUGCUCUUGCAAAGGCUGACUUUCUCAACGCUCCUGACAUCGUUCUUGUCCAAGCCUUCACCAUCUUCCUGUAUCUAUCCCGCCGAUAUGACAGUCCUAGGUUUAUAUGGAUGAUGACCGGGUUUGUGAUUCGAAUGGCGCAAUACCUGGGCCUGCAACGUGAUGGUGCGCAAUUCGAAAGUUUCACCCCAUACGAGGUGGAGUUACGACGCAGGGCGUGGUGGGGUGUAUGCUUGUUGGAUAUCCGAGCAUCGGAGGACCAGGGAACGGAUCUGACCAUCGCGCAAGGGGCUUUCGACACGAAACUGCCGCUGAACAUCAACGACAGCGAUAUCAGUCCUGACACCGAGCAGACGCCACCCGAGCGGCACGGGGUGACGGACAUGUCCAUCCCCCGACUCUCGGCACAUAUGACCACGAUCAUGCGAGAAAUGAUGGUCCGUGGCGUCGACCACGGCAUCGCAGGCAUGCAAGAGCAAAGCCGCUCGGUAGACGAGAUCUACCGCAAACUCGACGAAGAGUACCUACAGCACACAGCCGGGCUGAACAGCAUCGUCUCUUGGGUCGCCAUCAACCUCAUUCGCCUGGUGAUGGCCAAGAUGACGUUGAUCGUCUUUCUACCGGUGCUAUUCUCAACGCCGAGCCAGGAUCUAUCUGAAGAGCUCCGGACAAAGCUACUGUGCGCGGCCAUCGAAGUCGCGGAGUACAACCACGCCCUCAACGCGGAGCAGUCCAGUCGGCACUUGCGGUGGCUGUACCAGACAUGCACGCACUGGCAUGCCAUUGUCUAUCUUCUGAUUGAGAUCUCACGCCGUCCGUGGUCGCCAUUCGUUGAGCGGGCGUGGGUCGCCUUGCACAGUAGCUGGCUGAUUCCAGCUCCUUCGCCCAUUGCCAAGAACCUGCGCAUCUGGAUUCCUCUCCGAAAGCUGAUGGACAAGGCGCGACGGCACCGCGAGGCUGAGCUCAGCUGCCUAUGGAAUGACCCUGAAGCUGUUGCGAAGCUUGCGGUGGAGGCCCAGAGUGCUCCUACGCCGUCGAGUCCGGGACUAUUGGGCCCAGGCUCUGUUGUCGAGGAUUACUAUCAAAGGUGGCAUCAGCUGGUCAGCAUACCAGAGGGGAGUGGAAGUCAGCCCACGCAGGCGAGGACAGACAGUACUAUGUCCCACAAUCACGAAAUGACUGAUGCUGCUGCUGGUAGUCCAGCAUUGAUGAUGCAUCCCCAUGCAGCAGCGCUAGUGGAGACCCAAUAUGGCAAUGUAUCAGAGACACCUGGGCCCUUACCUGACUUCACAAUGGACUAUGUCAACUCAGCUUGGUCAACGUCAGAUCCUCUAUUCCAGGAUCUGGGCAGGAAUUUUGCAGAUCCUCGCUUGGAUCUCGAGAGUGAUAUGGACUGGCAUAACUGGAUUGAGACUGCCAAGUGUAUACAGUGAGAUGAAAGAUUGAACG